GGACUCCCCCGCUCAGAGGCUCCUGCGGCGGCGAAGGCGGCGGCGGCGGGCGCGCUCCGGUAGCUGCAACUCGUGCGGCCCCGGCGGCUCCGGCGGCCAGUGCGAGGCGUGAUGGGCUGGGGACGCGCUACGUGAGCAGCCGGCACGCGGAACCACCUAGCGGGCGGCCCUGGGUCGAGGACUCAGCGUGUGGGCGCGGACCCGGGCGAAGCAUGCGGGGCGCUGCGUGGGCGCCCGGGAGGCGCGCCGGGCAGCAGUGGCCUCGGCGCCCCGGGCCUGGCCCCGGCCCGCCCCCGCUGCUGCUGCUGCUGCUGCUGCUGCUGCUGGGCGGCGCGGGCGCGCAGUACUCCAGCGACCUGUGCAGCUGGAAGGGGAGUGGGCUGACCCGGGAAGCACACAGCAAGGAGGUGGAGCAGGUGUACUUGCGCUGCUCGGCAGGCUCUGUGGAGUGGAUGUACCCAACUGGGGCACUCAUUGUCAACCUGAGGCCCAACACCUUCUCACCUGUCCGGAACCUGACUGUGUGCAUCAAGCCCUUCAGGGACUCCUCAGGGGCCAAUAUUUAUUUGGAAAAAACUGGAGAACUGAGACUGUUGGUACAGGACAAAGGUGGUGAACCUGGCCGGGUGCAGUGCUUUGGCCUAGAGCAGGGUGGCCUGUUUGUGGAGGCAACACCCCAACAGGACAUCAGCAGGAGGACCACGGGCUUCCAGUACGAGUUGAUGAGUAAACAGAGGGGACUGGACCUGCACAUUCCUUCUGCCCCUUGUCGGCCGUGCAGUGACACUGAGGUCCUCCUUGCCGUUUGCACCAGCGACUUUGUCGUCCAUGGCUCCAUCCAGGAUGUCACCCAUGUGCCAGAGCGGCAAGAGUCCAUCAUCCACCUGCGGGUGAGCAAGCUCCACCGGCAGAAGAGCAGAGUCUUCCGGCCGGCUCCUGAGGGCAGUGGCCACUGGCUGGGCCGUGUUACAACACUGCUGGAGUGUGGCGUGCGGCCAGGGCAUGGGGACUUCCUCUUCACUGGACAUGUGCACUUUGGGGAGGCACAGCUCGGAUGUGCCCCGCGCUCUAGUGACUUCCAAAGGAUGUACAGGGAUGCAGAAGAGAGGGGCAUAAACCCUUGUGAAAUCCACAUGGACUGAUCGCAGGGUGAUGUGGUGCUUUCCUCUAAAUGAGCUGUUGCUUUGGACCCCAGUUGCUCAAAUCCUGAUGUAGGCUGCAGGCUUGCGGCAUGGGCCCAGCCUGGUGCUCAAGCUGGGAAGGUACAUGCUGCUCUGACCUCAUUAGGUCCCAGACAACGACAUCCUGACCCAUUGGAAACGCUGUAAAAUGCAAACUAAGUUAUUAUAUUUUUUUGUAAAAAAGAAAUAUCCAUAGGAAACAAACUCCUGUGUCUGAAAAUGCCUUGAUGUGCCAUUUAACAACAUUUUAAAAACUGACCUUUAGCUCUCACAUUUGGCCUGAUGUGUUGGGAGCUAGGCUGUGGGGCACAGUGAGGGGAGUGGGCUUCCAUAGGUACUGUUCAGCCUUGUUAUUUUGUGAUGGAAGCAUAUGGAGCCAGAUACUUUUUAUGUUUUCCCUUCAUUUUGUUUUUGAUCCUAAAAAACAGCUCUGCCGCUGGGAACUUUCCCAUGCUGUAGAUUGCUUACAUUCCAGAGAAUAAAGACCAAGAUCUGA
This is a messenger RNA of Nannospalax galili (Upper Galilee mountains blind mole rat), 1677 nucleotides long. It is a transcript of the gene Metrnl, whose product is annotated as meteorin like, glial cell differentiation regulator. The coding region runs from base 213 to 1142 and encodes 309 amino acids. The transcript is spliced from 4 exons. Gene Ontology annotation, biological process: positive regulation of brown fat cell differentiation; energy homeostasis. The record is from RefSeq and is a predicted model, not a curated record. NCBI's taxonomy places the organism in Eukaryota, Metazoa, Chordata, Mammalia, Rodentia, Spalacidae. Gene Ontology annotation, molecular function: hormone activity.